UUCUUCUUAUAAAUCGUCUAAACGCUAAAAGAAAUUUUUCAGACGUACAAUCCGUCACUAUUUCAAUAUGUAUUCCUCUCGACAAUAAACAAGUGAAUAUAGCUCCCCAAACUUUAUUAAAAUCUUUACUCUUUAUUAAAAUUGGUCCGAAAUAAUCUAAUCCUACGUUCAUGAAUGCAGUGUCUCCUUUAACUCUAAAAAUUGGUAAAUCUGGUGCUUUUGGAUAGUCAAAUUUUUUACACGUAAAUCUUGCACAAAUGCCGCAUUUUGUCUUCCGAUUAUGAAAUCCAAGGUGUAGAAAAUUAAUAAGGAACGUAAUAUUUCAUAAUCGGAAGACAAAAUGCGGCAUUUGUGCAAGAUUUACGUGUAAAAAAUUUGACUAUCCAAAAGCACCAGAUUUACCAAUUUUUAGAGUUAAAGGAGACACUGCAUUCAUGAACGUAGGAUUAGAUUAUUUCGGACCAAUUUUAAUAAAGAGUAAAGAUUUUAAUAAAGUUUGGGGAGCUAUAUUCACUUGUUUAUUGUCGAGAGGAAUACAUAUUGAAAUAGUGACGGAUUGUACGUCUGAAAAAUUUCUUUUAGCGUUUAGACGAUUUAUAAGAAGAAGGAGGACACCAAAAUUAAUAUUAUCAGAUAAUGGUAAAACAUUUGUCUUGGCCAAUAAAGUAAUUCAACAAAUUUGCUCUGAAGAGUUAGAACAAAAGAAAUUAUGGCUAAAUAUAUUUAAUGAUAAACAAAUCCAAAAUUUUGCAAUGAAUAAGGAAAUAGAGUGGAAAUUUAAUACCCCUCUUAGUCCCUGA
Messenger RNA from Meloidogyne enterolobii, 800 nucleotides. The record is from the annotation of a GenBank genome assembly. NCBI's taxonomy places the organism in Eukaryota, Metazoa, Nematoda, Chromadorea, Rhabditida, Meloidogynidae.